UGGUCCCCAACAUCAUCAUCAAUGCCGAACUCGCCUUCUCCACCUCCCCCGCCCUUCACCUUCACCUCCGGUAAUUUUGAUUACCCGCAAGCGACUUCCUCGCCGUCUCCUCCAGCUUUACGCCGCGUGCCUACCCAUGUCGCCCUUGACCGUAUCCUGCGACGCCAUCAAGAAAGGGAAAGGCGACGUCAGACCAACACCCAAACGGAGCAGGAUCUCACCGAACAAGUUCCUCUCAUUACUCGCGCCCAGCGAUGGGAAAUGCUCCGAAAUUCCCGUGCACCUCUCCCGCCCCAUGCUGAGCGCCUUCAUGGCGAUGAGUUGCUGCGCCGCUCCCGAGAGAUUCUUACAGAGCAGCGUUCUUUGUUAGCCGCCGCAUCCAUGAUUGAGAUUGAUAUUCCCCACGGUCUCCCCGACGGUCGUAGAAGCCGUAGCCCUACCAGUGAGAUGGAUGAGCUCUCGAGGCAAUCAAAACGUCGAAAACUCGCCCAUGAUGGGACUUCCAUACCGGAAUAUGAUGGUUUCAAGUAUGGCUACAAAGGUCAGGUCGUUCCAGGGAGAUUGAAGAUGAACGUAAUGAGCUGCGAUGGCGGCGAAUACGAGAGACACAGCUCGGAGCGCCUCUAUAAAGUGCAGAACGUCUUGAGCAACGAUAAGAGUGUAUAUUGCAGCGAGAAUUCGAGAUGCAACCUGUUGCUCGAACAUCAGGGAGGCACUCCGUUCUGUCUAGAAAGGCUUGUGAUACGCGCUCCUGACCGCGGCUUCACAGCUCCUGUUCAAGAGGGACUUGUCUUUGUGUCAUUGUCGUCCGAAGAACUGCUAUCCAAGACCGCAUCCUACAAAAUAGACUAUAAUCCGCACUCGCCAGUCGUGUCCCCAUCACCGAGCUCAUCGGACGAUCAGCUUCUAUCUCUCCAUGAAGCACUUGUUGACCCCCAAAUAUCCGCCAACUCACGCCAGGAUACGGAAAAUCAUGCGGACCGGCGGAGACUUCGCGGUCGACGAUACAGGCCAAGACCCAACUCGCAGUCCGCGCGAACCCGCUCAACACAAGUACCGCCUGUUGUUGCUGAAGCGCAUGAUUACGAGAGUAAUUCAGAUAAUUGCCCUUACUAUGUUGAAGACGGCGAUCCCAUCGCUGGCAUAUCCGCACCCACACCACCUCCAUUCACCAUCACGACAGAAGAUGAACAGGAAGACUCCGACGGUGAACAAACACUGCCGGCACCAGCCAUAAUGGCUGAUCGACUUCGCCGGGAGUCUCGCUGGCGGCCCGAAACCGACGACGAAGACGAGGAUGGCGAUGAUCCACAAACCCGAAUGCCUCUUCUGCGGCGCGCCGAUGCGCUUGACACAUGGGAGAACUUCCGUGAACGUCGCUGGAGGAACAACCGCCAGGCUAAUCCCAUCCGCGCCACUAGGCUGCGCACUCCUAGUCGGAUUGAGCCAGAUGAUGACGAUGCGGGUGGGUCUAUGGCAUCAAUCCAACCUCACGCGAGGUUCUUCAUUGCAAAGAAUAAGAAUAAGAUUACGAUCAAGUUCAAUCCUGCUCUUUCCGGGAAAUUCAUUCUCCUCAAGCUCUGGAGCCCCACCUCUGAUGGAAACAUCGACAUUGAGAGUGUCCAGCUUUACGGCUACUCUGGUCCUCGCUUCUUCCCUGCUGUACAGGCUCGUUGA
Molecule: messenger RNA, 1677 nt
Organism: Periconia digitata
Lineage: Eukaryota; Fungi; Ascomycota; Dothideomycetes; Pleosporales; Periconiaceae
Source: the annotation of a GenBank genome assembly